Messenger RNA from Bubalus bubalis (water buffalo), 2781 nucleotides. It is a transcript of the gene PAICS, whose product is annotated as phosphoribosylaminoimidazole carboxylase and phosphoribosylaminoimidazolesuccinocarboxamide synthase. Lineage: Eukaryota; Metazoa; Chordata; Mammalia; Artiodactyla; Bovidae. The transcript has 16 exons. The record is from RefSeq and is a predicted model, not a curated record. Gene Ontology annotation, biological process: 'de novo' IMP biosynthetic process. Gene Ontology annotation, molecular function: phosphoribosylaminoimidazolesuccinocarboxamide synthase activity. The coding region runs from base 16 to 2610 and encodes 864 amino acids.
CAGGUCACUUUCAACAUGGAGAGUGGAGCAGGAAAGCACUGGACUGAGGAAGAGGUUAAAGCUUUGCUAAGUGUCUGGGCAGAAAAAAAUAUACGAAAACAACUUUAUGGAACACUGAGAAAUAAAGGAAUAUUUAUUUACAUUGCUAAAAGGCUGCGAGCACUAGGAGUAUACAGAGAUUGGAAACAGUGCCGGGCAAAGUACAAAAAUCUCAAAUAUGAAUACAGAACAGUUAAAUAUGCCCUCAACUCUGGAGACAGCUCUAAAACUAUGAAGUUCUUCCAUGAUUUGGAUGCCAUCCUGCAGUAUGAACCUGCCACACCAUUAACAGAGGAAGAUGCAAAUGACAUGUGCCUGGCAACGCUGAGCCCAAGUGCAGCCCCAGAGACCACCGAAGGCAAAAUGUCAGUUACAUCAGAAGACAAGGAAGACAUCUCAGGAAAUCCUUUACUUUUGGUUUCUCAAGUCAGACCAAUGGAACUAGGUGACUCUACAGCAAUAAUGGAACCCCCUAAUAAUUCAACUGUCAUUCCAACUGUAGCAAAUGAAGGAGGAAAACACUGGACUGUGCCAGAAGUCAGGGCUCUAAUAGGCAUCUGGUCUGAUCAAGGAAUACAACAACAACUAGAGGGAACAAUGAGAAAUAAAAGGAUAUUUGAACAAAUUGCUGCCAAGCUUCAGAAACUUGGAAUAGAGAGAGAUUGGAAGCAGUGCAGAACAAAGUACAAAAACUUAAAACAUGAAUACAAGAUUGUAAGAACAGCUAGAGACCUAGGCAUGGCUAAAAGCAUGAAGUUUUUUACUGAGUUGGAUGCUAUUCUGGGACACAAGAAAACAGAAAACUCACAACAGGAAUCCCAAGAUGAAGAGCAAGCCACAGGAUGUGCCCAUGUAAAGAUGGAAGAGGAUCAGACAGUUAUUGCUGGAGAUGCAGUUGAAGAUGCCUUGGUCAGUAAUAUGUCAGAAGAGCUGAGAGAGACAGAUAUGAGGCAAAGCCCUUGCACAGAGGAAGACACUGCAAGUAAUGCCUCAGAUGAGGUGGGCGGCCCCACAGCACCACACGGUAUCCCUGGGUCAGAAUUAUUUGAAAAUCAUACCAAAAACCCAAGAGAAAAGAGCAUCAAGAGAAAAGCACUUGAAGAUGAAUCAGCAUCUAUAUCUCUUAAGAAAACUGCUUCUGAGACCGCUGCAAAUCAGUUUCCUCAAAGAACAACAGAACCAAAAGAUUCUUCAGAAUAUUUUUGCAGUCAGGAGACUCCCUACGUGACCCAACUUCAUCAGAGUCCUGCGUCUCUUCCCAGCGCGGCCGAAACCCUCAGACCUCUCCGGACAAUGACGGCAGUCGAAGUACUGAAGAUUGGUAAAAAACUCUAUGAGGGUAAAACAAAAGAAGUCUAUGAAUUGUUGGAUAGUCCAGGAAAAGUCCUCUUGCAGUCCAAGGACCAGAUUACAGCAGGAAAUGCAGCCAGAAAGAAUCACCUUGAAGGAAAAGCUGCAAUCUCAAAUAAAAUUACCAGCUGUAUUUUUCAGUUGUUACAGGAAGCAGGUAUCAAAACUGCUUUCACCAAAAAAUGUGGGGAGACAGCUUUCAUUGCACCUAAGUGUGAAAUGAUUCCAAUUGAAUGGGUUUGUAGAAGAAUAGCAACUGGUUCUUUUCUCAAAAGAAAUCCUGGUGUUAAGGAAGGAUAUAAGUUCUACCCACCUAAAGUGGAGAUGUUUUUUAAGGAUGAUGCCAAUAAUGAUCCACAGUGGUCUGAGGAACAGCUAAUUGCUGCAAAUUUUUGCUUUGCUGGACUUGUUAUAGGACAAACUGAAGUGGAUAUCAUGAGUCAUGCUACGCAGGCUAUUUUUGAAAUACUGGAGAAAUCCUGGUUGCCCCAGAACUGUACACUAGUUGAUAUGAAGAUUGAAUUUGGUGUUGAUGUAAUCACCAGAGAAAUUGUUCUUGCUGAUGUUAUUGAUAAUGAUUCCUGGAGACUCUGGCCAUCAGGAGAUCGAAGCCAGCAAAAAGACAAACAGUCAUAUCGUGAUCUCAAGGAAGUAACUCCUGAAGGGCUACAGAUGGUAAAGAAAAAUUUUGAGUGGGUUGCAGAAAGAGUAGAGUUGCUUCUGAAACCAGAAAGUCAGUGCAGAGUUAUAGUAUUGAUGGGCUCAACCUCUGAUCUUAAUCACUGUGAAAAAAUUAAGAAGGCUUGUGGAAAUUUUGGCAUUCCAUGUGAACUUAGGGUCACCUCUGCCCAUAAAGGACCAGAUGAAACUCUGAGGAUUAAAGCUGAGUAUGAAGGAGAUGGAAUUCCUACUGUAUUUGUGGCAGUGGCAGGCAGAAGCAAUGGUUUAGGGCCGGUGUUGUCUGGUAACACUGCAUAUCCAGUUAUCAGCUGUCCUCCUCUCACUCCAGACUGGGGAGCUCAGGAUGUGUGGUCUUCUCUUCGAUUACCCAGUGGUCUUGGAUGUUCGACCAUCCUUUCUCCAGAAGGAUCAGCUCAGUUUGCUGCUCAGAUAUUUGGAUUAAAUAACCAUUUGAUCUGGGCCCGACUGCGAGCAAGUGUAUUAAACACAUGGAUUUCCUUGAAGCAGGCUGACAAGAAAAUUAGAGAGGCCAGUUUAUAAGAAAGAACAUCACUGCAUUUUUUUAAGGAGGAAAACUAUAAUAUUCUGGUUUAUCUGCCCCCCCAAAAAAAUCAAGAUGAAAAGAUUUUAAAUCAUUGAGAGAAAAAUAAAAUUUGUAAGUGAAUAAAUGCUUUUCUCGAUUCAUGGAUUAAUAAAAUGUGUACAUAUUUA